GCCCGAGCAAGAGGGAUCAGAGUUUGUGCUAGAAGAGAAGGGAUUAAGGCAGCCAACCCACCCAGCUGCUAGCACCGUAGCAUUAGCCGCUCGCCCACUUCAGCGUGUUUGACAGCACGCCUCCGUCCUCGAGUCCUCCCGCGGCCACUCCGCCAGCCAGCCCGUCCUUCCACGCCGUUUCCUUGAGUGCGCAUAUGAAGCCAAUUGAACCCGAGUAGCAGCAGACCUUCCCGUAUCCCCCCCUCUUCCACCCUCAUCUUCCUCUUCCAAGCGUGACCGUGCGUGCCUUGAGCUACGUGGGCAAAACCCAAACAAACUAGCCAACGCGCCCGUCAAGUACUCGACUGUUUACAAUCGGUGUCCUGUUACCUGUCAUCGGACGCACAACGAUGUUGCUCCACGGCGCAGUGCGAGGCGGCCUCAGCCUGCUGGCCCUGAGGAGGGCGUGUCUCCUGUGCCGCUCCGCCCACUCGACCCCGCCGACCCAGUAUCGGCCAAUCAAAAAAGUGAUGGUGGCUAAUAGAGGUGAGAUCGCCAUCCGUGUGUUCAGAGCCUGCACUGAGCUCGGGAUUCGAACGGUGGCCGUCUACUCUGAGCAGGACACUGGACAGAUGCACAGGCAAAAAGCAGAUGAGGCCUACCUCAUUGGAAAAGGGCUGCCGCCUGUCGCCGCCUACUUGGACAUCCCCGACAUAAUCAAAGUAGCCAAGGACAACGACGUGGAUGCCAUCCACCCGGGCUACGGGUUCCUGUCAGAGCGCUCGGACUUUGCUCAGGCCUGCGCCGACGCGGAUGUGAUGUUUGUCGGGCCGACUCCGGAAACGGUCCGCAAGAUGGGAGACAAAGUGGAGGCCCGCACUCUCGCAAUCAGCGCCGGUGUACCCGUAGUCCCGGGAACAGACUCCCCCAUCAGCAGUCUGCAGGAGGCCCACGCCUUCGCCCAGAGCUACGGCUUCCCCAUCAUCUUCAAAGCGGCCUACGGAGGCGGCGGCCGAGGCAUGCGGGUGGUCCGAGAGUACGAGGAACUGGAGGAGAAUUACCAGCGGGCCUACUCGGAAGCGCUGACUGCUUUCGGCAAUGGCGCUCUGUUUGUGGAGAAGUUUAUUGAAAAACCAAGACAUAUUGAAGUGCAGAUCCUCGGAGAUAAAUACGGUAAUGUCAUCCACCUCUACGAGAGAGACUGCUCCAUUCAGCGGCGCCACCAAAAGGUCGUGGAGAUCGCACCGGGUUUCCAACUGGACCCUCAGCUGAGAAACCGGCUUCAUUCGGAUGCUGUCAACCUUGCCAAAUUGGUGGGCUACGAGAACGCGGGGACGGUGGAGUUCUUGGUGGACAAACACGGCAAACACUACUUCAUUGAAGUCAACUCGCGGCUUCAGGUGGAGCACACGGUGACAGAGGAAAUCACGGACGUGGACCUGGUGCACGCCCAGCUGCAUGUGUGCUCCGGCCGCAGCUUGCCAGAACUGGGCCUCAGACAGGACAAGAUCCGGGUCAACGGCUGCGCCAUCCAGUGCAGGGUGACCACCGAGGACCCGGCCAGGGGCUUCCAGCCUGACACCGGCAGGAUCGAGGUGUUCCGAAGCGGCGAAGGCAUGGGCAUCCGACUGGACAGCGCCUCGGCCUUUCAGGGCGCCGUCAUCUCGCCGCACUACGAUUCUCUACUGGUCAAAGUCAUCGCCAGCGGCAAGGACCUGCCCACCGCCGCCUCCAAGAUGAGCCGAGCCCUGGCCGAGUUCAGAGUGAGGGGCGUCAAGACCAACAUCCCAUUCCUCCAGAAUGUGUUCGCCAACCACCAGUUCCUCCACUCCACCGUGGACACGCAAUUCAUCGACGAGAACCAGGAACUGUUCAAUCUCAAGCCCACGCAGAACCGAGCGCAGAAGCUGCUGCAUUAUCUCGGUCACGUGAUGGUGAACGGACCGACCACGCCCAUCCCGGUGAAGGCCAAACCGUCCUCCGUUGACCCGGUGGUUCCACCCGUCACCAUGGGAGAUCCUCCGGUAGGAUUCCGCGAUGUCCUGCUGCGCGACGGUCCGGAGGGCUUCGCCAAGGCCGUGCGUGCCCACCAGGGCCUAUUGCUGAUGGACACCACAUUCAGAGAUGCCCACCAGUCCCUGCUGGCCACCAGGGUGCGCACCCACGACUUGAAGAAAAUCUCGCCGUUUGUCAGUCACAACUUGCACAACCUUUUCAGCCUGGAAAACUGGGGAGGUGCCACCUUCGACGUGGCCAUGCGCUUCCUGUCCGAGUGCCCGUGGAAGAGACUCCAGGAGUUGAGGGCUUUGAUCCCAAAUGUUCCCUUCCAGAUGUUGCUGAGGGGAGCUAACGCCGUGGGCUACACCAACUACCCCGACAACGCCGUCUUCAAGUUCUGCGAGGUGGCAAAAGAGAACGGCAUGGACGUCUUUCGCGUUUUCGAUUCGCUCAACUACCUCCCCAACAUGUUGCUGGGCAUGGAGGCCGCCGGUUCGGCGGGGGGCGUCGUGGAGGCCGCCAUCUCGUACACGGGGGACGUGUCGGACCCCAUGAGGCAGAAAUACUCCCUCGGCUACUACCUGGAGCUGGCGGAGGAGCUCGUCAAAGCCGGAACGCACAUCCUUUGCAUCAAGGAUAUGGCCGGUCUGCUCAAGCCCCAAUCCAGCAAGCUGCUCAUCGGCGCUCUGAGGGACCGCUUCCCGCACGUGCCCAUCCACGUGCACACGCACGACACGGCCGGCGCCGGCGUGGCCGCCAUGUUGGCGUGCGCGGAGGCCGGAGCGGACAUUGUGGAUGUGGCGGUUGACUCCAUGGCCGGCAUGACGUCCCAACCCAGCAUGGGAGCAAUGGUGGCCUGCGCCAAAGGCACCGAGUUGGACACCGGUAUCGCUCUGGAGAAGGUGUUUGACUACAGCGAGUACUGGGAAGUGGCUCGAGGCCUCUACGCGCCGUUCGACUGCACGGCCACCAUGAAGUCCGGCAACGCCGACGUCUACGAGAACGAGAUACCCGGAGGGCAGUACACCAACCUCCACUUCCAGGCGCACAGUAUGGGCCUGGGGAAUAAGUUCAAGGAGGUGAAGAAGGCCUACACCGAAGCCAACAAGCUACUCGGAGACCUCAUUAAGGUGACGCCGUCUUCCAAGAUCGUGGGGGACCUGGCCCAGUUCAUGGUCCAGAACAACCUGAGCCGCGCCGAGGUGGAGGAGAGGGCCGACGAGUUGUCCUUCCCGCUGUCUGUGGUUGAGUUCCUGCAGGGCUACGUUGGGAUACCUCACGGAGGAUUCCCGGAGCCCUUCAGAACCAAGGUACUCAAGUCCCUCCCUCGCGUGGAGGGCCGCCCCGGCGCCUCCCUGCCGCCGAUGGACUUUAAGUCGCUGGAGGACGGGCUACGAGCGUCGUACGGCGAAGACAUCACUCCUGAAGAUGUCAUGUCGGCGGCCAUGUACCCCAAGGUGUUCCAGGAAUUCAAGGACUUCACCGCUAACUUUGGCCCAGUGGACUGUCUGAGCACCAGGCUCUUCCUGGAUGGACCAAAGAUCGCCGAGGAGUUUGAGGUGGAGCUGGAGAGGGGCAAGAUCCUACACAUUAAGGCGCUAGCCUUGGGAGACCUGAACAAGGCCGGCCAGAGGGAAGUCUUCUUCGAGCUCAACGGGCAGCUCAGAUCCGUGCUGGUGAAAGACACGGUGGCCAUGAAGGAGAUGAAGUUCCAUCCCAAGGCCCAGAAGUCCAUCAAGGGUCAGGUGGGCGCGCCCAUGCCCGGAAAAGUGCUGGAGGUCAAAGUGAAAGUGGGCGACAAGGUGGAAAAGGGUCAGCCCCUGUGCGUCCUCUCCGCCAUGAAAAUGGAAACCGUGGUCAACUCGCCGCUGUCGGGCACCGUCAAGGCAGUGCAUGCCGUGACCGACUCCUCCCUGGAGGGCGACGACCUGAUCCUGGAGAUCGAGGAGUAGAGUGAGAGGGCGGAGAGUCGGUGGGUGGGCAGGGCCUUCUGUAUAGUUUGCUGCAAGUGAGGUGCAUGGGGGGUGGGGAGGGGCUUUAUUUUUUAUUUUAUUUUUUAUUUUUUGGGGGGGGGCGUCUACACAUAGCAAGGAGGUAGAAUAGACACGCACAAUAACAUAUGCCAAUGUGAAAUAGUGAUUAUUUAGUCUUUGUCCAGGACGUGGACUAGUUUCUCUUGAGCUACAUUCCAUCGCUGGCCUGAACCGUAGGACGAGCAGAGCCGUCAUUUGGAUACUUUUCAAACCUUGAUGUGGUAUUACUCUGCGUAGAUAGCUUGACGAUCCUCUUCACUGUUCCUCAUUCUGUACAUAUUUCGUUCCCAUGGUCAGCACGGCCUGGUUUCCCCCGCAAACGGCGCCGCGGCUGCUGCAUUGAGGAAAGCUGCUAGUCACCGUAAUCAUUAAUCAUUAAUUGUCAUUAAUGUAAUAAUUUUUUUUUUAAAAUCUUCUGAAGGAGAGAGGAGGCAUUACAUCUGCUUCAAAAAUAUUUCCGGGUCUGAGGAUGAAUUGCUCGGCUGACAGACAGCGAGUCCGAGUUAAAAAAUAAUAAUAAAAAUAAAAAAGGAGCCGUGUCGCAUGUGAUAGUCAUGAUAUUGUUGGCAGUCGAAAUCAAAACAUGAACGCUUCUCUGGUGCUUGUUGACAUCAUUCCCCCACGAAAAAAAAAAAAAAAAAGAAGUGCGGGGUGCGCUGGAGUUGUUUUGUGUGCCUUGCUUCCGAUUUUCUUCGGCUUCUUCAAAGUGAAGUGCAGUCACGUCUUUAGCGAGCCGCGUCUCCUUCCCUUUGGCACUGAACGAAUAUAUUCGGUAACAGCUGAGCCGCACGCAGUGUGGCCGCCGCACGGGACAUUUGGCGCUCCGUCGACCGUUUCUCAUUCCUUUUUAUGGCUUGAUUUACGUUCAAAGAUCACAACGGAAUUUUUGUCAACUUUAUGAGACACCGGCGUCGCAAAUCGUAAUCAUUUUAGUCGAGGGUUGUCAGAGAGGCAGCUGUCAAAGUGGCGCGUCGAAUAAUUUCAUAAUAAUGGUCGUCCCAGCGUUAAACGAACGUAAAACACGCGCAACGCUAACUUACGGUAGCGUUGCGACGACGUGCUCCGAUAAUACGCCUCGAGUAGGCGUCGCUUCGUGUCAUCGGCUCUUCUCGUUCCCUUUCCGUCAAUCUUGGAAAGUUCCCAGAACGAGUGUUGAAGGCGCCAGGCUGGUGAUUUUUAAUGAUUAUGCUUUCGUGUCAGGUGCAUUCUGGGAAUGUGUGAGCCAGUCGGGAAGUCAAGACAAAUGUUUGCGGGGGCGCAGGGGGGUUGGGGGGCGGUGACGAUAUUACGCAUUACGGCGGAAGUUGUGUUACUGUAUCAGAAAUACCAGCGAGCGGUCAUCACGUCGGAGUAAAGGCUUCGCGAGGCGCGAACGAGACGAUGCGUUGAGGUGAGACAGUCCCAGCUGUGUCCUCCCCCACCCCCCACCCCCCGCUCCCAUGAGGCUCCACUGAUUAAUUUCUUCAUUAAUACUCUGUCAAGUGAUGUGAAAUUAGCCGGACUAAUAAGAGAGCCCCGGCAGCAGUGGCGCGGCUCCGAUUCUUCGUGUGCCCUGGCAUACAUUAGCCUAAUUGUGUGUGUGCAAGCAAAUUUCCAAGCGGCUCCCGCCAUGCUGCAACGUUUAAUUAAAAAACAAAAAAAACGGCUCCUAAAUGAGACAUCUUGACAAACACGGAAACGUUCUUUUGUCGCGCCCAGACGUCCAAACACAAGCACUUGAACGCUUGGCACGUCUGUCGACCCGAAACCAUUAAGCUGUGUGGAGGUGAUCACUUUGCGCCAGUGGUAAAUUCAAACACCCGUGGCCCCGCCCUCUUUCCUCCCCGUCAGUACCGCCCAUAAUCUCCCCUCGUUGUCGUCCUGGCGUCCGAUCGGCUGUCGCCGCCGCCGUGUCCACUCGAACUCUGGCUCAUCUUCGCCAGCCUCCGCGCGCCAGCUCAUCAAAAGAAAUUGUAUGCUUCUAGGGUUACGCCAUCUACUGGUCAGUGACUGUCAUAUGUGCUGUGUUUUUUUUUUUUUUUUAAUCUCUAUAUAGAAAUGUAUAUCUACAAGCAACCAAAAUGUUUGUUUACGCUUUCAUAUGCAAAAUGUCUCGCAAAAAAAUCUUAAGUUUACAUUUGGCUGCCCUCGUUUAGCCUGUACUGGAUAAGAAGCACAACUGAAAAAAAAAAAACUAAAACACUACUAAAAAAAAAAAAGGGGGGGGGUGAUUCAAGAGCUCUAAUUGUAGUUGAUGUCUCCACUUACAAAUAAAAGUUGAAAUAACGAA
Messenger RNA from Hippocampus zosterae (dwarf seahorse), 6279 nucleotides. Its product is annotated as pyruvate carboxylase, mitochondrial-like. Gene Ontology annotation, molecular function: ATP binding; metal ion binding; pyruvate carboxylase activity. The record is from RefSeq and is a predicted model, not a curated record. Lineage: Eukaryota; Metazoa; Chordata; Actinopteri; Syngnathiformes; Syngnathidae. The transcript is spliced from 27 exons. Gene Ontology annotation, biological process: pyruvate metabolic process; gluconeogenesis. Gene Ontology annotation, cellular component: cytoplasm. The coding region runs from base 390 to 3929 and encodes 1179 amino acids.